AACGAUUUAUCAUAAUGUUGAGUGGUGAGCUUGCAAAACAGUACCAUGUCAUAUGCUUUAAUGUCCUUGCAGAUAUCUAAAGCUGAUGUUGAAGUUGAUUGAAACACUUACUUCGGCGACAAGUAAGAAACAAGACAACAACAUGGCAAGGACAUCUAAUUAUAGCUGAUUCCCUGCACUGCUUAAGACCUCAGUCUCCCCCAUACACGCAUCUUCCUAGCUUAUUGAUCUAAUUAUAGCCAGCUUUUUGGAGGAAUUUUCGAUCAACUAGUGGCUAAUAUAUCAGUAUCAAAUUAAAGAUUCAACAUGCCAUUUUCAAACAUGCACGAAUUUACUAACGAAGCCCCUCCUGUUGAUAUAGAUACCACACAGGAUAAGGGUAUGUUGGUACUUUUAACGGUGGUAUCUCAUGUCCCUCCACGGAUGGCUUAGUAAGAUUCAAAAUCCGGUUAUGAAGCGAAAUAGCAUCCUGAGCCACCAACUGUCACGAAUUUGCCAUCUUUGUUCUAAGGAUCAUCUGAUAAUUACAGCAUCCUCCACACUAUCAUCUCAUAUGCAAUUGCGUUUCUUUGUGCUGAUUUCAUUAGAGCUUCCUGUAUAUACAGCUCGAGGAGAAUUAAAGGAAUCCACGAGGCUAAGAUUGCUUGGAUCAGCCAACUGUCCUGUGACUUUUUUUUGUUAAGUUAACUCGCAAGCUUGAUUGUAAUUAUGGCUUACAACGAGUCACGGAAUGAUGCAGCAGCAAAAGAGAAGGCCAUAGAUGAUUGGCUUCCAAUCACUUCCUCUAGGAAAGCCAAAUGGUGGUGCUCAACCUUCCACAAUGUUACUGCCAUGGUUGGUGCUGGUGUCCUUAGCCUCCCCUAUGCCAUGGCUCAACUUGGAUGGGGACCAGGAAUCGCCAUACUUGUUUUGUCAUGGGUGAUCACGUUGUACACUCUGUGGCAAAUGGUCGAAAUGCAUGAGAUGGUGCCUGGCAAACGAUUUGACAGGUACCAUGAGCUAGGGCAACAUGUGUUUGGAGACAAGCUGGGUCUCUGGAUUGUUGUGCCGCAGCAACUAAUUGUACAAGUUGGAGUAAAUAUUGUCUAUAUGGUUACUGGAGGAAAAUCAUUGAAGAAGUUCCAUGAUGUGGUUUGCCCCAACUGCAAAGACAUCAAGCUAACAUACUUCAUCAUGAUUUUCGCCUCAGUUCAGAUGGUACUGGCUCAUCUUCCCAAUCUAAACUCCAUUAGUGUUAUCUCGCUGGCUGCAGCAGUCAUGUCCUUAAGUUACUCUACAAUUGCUUGGGCUGCCACGCUUAACAAGGGGGUUCAGCCUGAUGUCGACUACAGCUAUAAAGCUAGAACUAGAACAGGAGCUUUCUUUGACUUUAUCACUGCCUUGGGUGAUGUAGCCUUUGCAUAUGCUGGUCACAAUGUGGUCUUGGAGAUUCAAGCAACAAUCCCUUCUACUCCAGAGAAGCCUUCCAAGAAACCCAUGUGGAGAGGAGCUUUCCUUGCAUAUCUCGUCGUCGCCUUCUGCUACUUCCCAGUUGCCUUGAUUGGAUACUGGUGUUAUGGCAACAGCGUGGACGACAACAUUCUAAUCUCACUGCAGAAACCAUCUUGGCUUAUUGCAGCUGCUAACAUGUUUGUUGUCAUUCAUGUUAUUGGAAGCUACCAGAUAUAUGCAAUUGCAGUGUUCGACUUGCUGGAAACUGCAUUGGUGAAGAAACUCCACUUUUCUCCUUCUUUCAUGCUUCGCUUUGUUACUCGCACGGUAUAUGUUGGGCUCACAAUGCUUGUUGGUAUAUGUAUUCCAUUCUUCAAUGGCCUGCUUUCUUUCUUCGGAGGAUUUGCUUUUGCCCCAACAACAUACUUCCUCCCCUGCGUCAUGUGGCUUUCCAUCUACAAACCGAAGAGGUUCGGCUUCUCUUGGACAGCAAAUUGGGUCUGCGUUAUACUAGGCGUUCUCUUGAUGAUACUGUCACCCAUUGGUGCUCUAAGGCAUAUCAUCCUUACAGCCAAGGACUACGAAUUCUUCUCAUGAACAUCGUUCCAAAAGCGAUCACAAAGGCAGGGCAAAUUUGGAGAGAGGGUAUCAACAAUUAUUUUGCUGGUUGUGCCCUCAGCAGGAAACUCGAAUUUAACAAUUCUGGAAUUUAUGUUAGGGUUUCUCUUCAUAA
Messenger RNA from Populus nigra (black poplar), 2164 nucleotides. Its product is annotated as lysine histidine transporter 2-like. Gene Ontology annotation, cellular component: plasma membrane. Lineage: Eukaryota; Viridiplantae; Streptophyta; Magnoliopsida; Malpighiales; Salicaceae. The transcript is spliced from 7 exons. The coding region runs from base 709 to 2028 and encodes 439 amino acids. The record is from RefSeq and is a predicted model, not a curated record.